Messenger RNA from Ochotona princeps (American pika), 1284 nucleotides. It is a transcript of the gene DNTTIP1, whose product is annotated as deoxynucleotidyltransferase terminal interacting protein 1. The transcript has 13 exons. Gene Ontology annotation, molecular function: DNA binding; nucleosome binding. The record is from RefSeq and is a predicted model, not a curated record. Bases 69 to 1061 code for a protein of 330 amino acids. Gene Ontology annotation, cellular component: nucleus. NCBI's taxonomy places the organism in Eukaryota, Metazoa, Chordata, Mammalia, Lagomorpha, Ochotonidae.
UGACGUCACGGAGUCACUUUCCGGCCGGUGGCAGAGUCGGGCUGAAGUUGUGGUUGCCGGGGGGCGCCAUGGGGGCCACGGGCGACGCCGAGCAGCCGCGGGGACCCAGCGGGGCGGAGCGCGGCGGCCCGGAGCCGGGGGAUGCGAGCGCAGCCGGGCAGCUGGUUCUUACGAACCCUUGGAACAUAAUGAUAAAGCACCGUCAGGUGCAGCGAAGGGGUCGCCGCUCACAGAUGACAACAAGCUUCACAGACCCGGCCAUAUCCAUGGAUCUCCUCCGGGCCGUCUUGCAGCCCAGCAUCAAUGAGGAGAUCCAGACGGUCUUCAACAAAUACAUGAAGUUCUUCCAGAAGGCAGCACUCAAUGUGCGAGACAACGUUGGGGAAGAGGUGGAUGCCGAGCAGCUGAUCCAGGAGACCUGUCGGAGCUGCCUGGAACAGGCUAAACUACUCUUUUCUGAUGGAGAGAAAGUUAUACCCAGAUUGACCCAUGAACUUCCAGGCAUAAAGCGAGGUCGGCAGACAGAGGAAGAAUGUGCCCAUCGAGGAAGCCCCAUUCCCAAAAAGAGGAAAGGACGGCCUCCCGGACACAUCCUGUCCAAUGACCGGGCAGCUGGCGGCAUGGUCAGAUGGAAGCCAAAGUCUUGUGAACCAAUCCGCCGGGAAGGCCCCAAGUGGGACCCAGCUCGGCUGAAUGAAUCGACCACUUUUGUGUUGGGAUCGCGAGCCAACAAGGCCCUCGGAAUGGGGGGCACCAGAGGGAGAAUCUACAUCAAGCACCCACAUCUCUUUAAGUAUGCAGCCGACCCGCAGGACAAGCACUGGCUGGCUGAGCAGCACCACAUGCGGGCAACAGGAGGGAAGAUGGCCUACCUCCUCAUUGAAGAGGACAUCCGGGACCUCGCUGCCAGCGAUGAUUACAGAGGAUGCUUGGACCUGAAACUGGAGGAGCUGAAAUCCUUCGUGCUGCCCUCCUGGAUGGUGGAGAAGAUGCGGAAGUACAUGGAGACGCUGCGCACCGAGAACGAGCACCGCGCUGCGGAGGCGCCCCCGCAGAGCUGAGACCCCCCACCCCGUCCGCCCCGCUGGGCAGCCCGCCACCAAGGACCCCCACCCCCGUGGCGAGGCCAGUCCUGGGACUGCGCCUGGACGGGUGUCAGCAGCAUUAAGCUGUGCCUGGGCUGGUCUGCAGCAGCUCACUGCAGGGCACCCCAGACUGGCAUGUGGUUCUGUAUUUGUAAAGUGAUUAGGAUAAGAAGCAAUUAAAGUUUUUAAUAAACUCAGA